AUGUCGCGCCUCUUCUCCGCAUCGAGGUCAUCGCGGCCCUCCCCUCUGCCCACCACGAACCCAGCAGCAUCCGGACAGCACAGUACCGAUACGGCAGACCGAACAAACCUGAAGUUGACCUUCAAGAGCGCCCUCCCGCCUAUGCAGCCGAACGCCGUCGUCCCGCCUCCUCCGAUAAGCUCGACAGCAGCCAAAUCCAACCCCGCAUUCCAGAAUCUCACCCCUUAUGCCCAUGUUGCGGCAUCUACAUCUACUCCCCAUCCUCAUGUCACCGUCAGCCAGGUCAAGACAGCUCACGUACCUUCGCUGAUGCGAAUAACUGGCCUGCUUCUCCCAGUUCGAUACCAAAACUCCUUCUACACCGCCACUAUAACGGACCCUUUCGUCGCAUCCGUCUCGCGCGUCGCCUUAUACCACCAACAUCCGCUCACAAACGUCUAUGGGACGGCGUAUUCAGCAGCUAAGAGCUUGCCUUCUUCACCUCCUCCUUCGCUGCCCGGAACAGAUAAAGUCAUCGGUGGGAUACGCUGCCGUUUGGAGCCCGCUACCCUCCCUCACCCUUCCUCUACCACCAAGGCAACAGCAUUAAGGCCAGUCGUCAACUUGUACAUUCAAACUUUGCAUUUACUCUCUCCCUACCGGGGAAGCGGUGUUGCGGCAUCGCUGUUGAACUCUCUCAUCUACUCUGAUGACCCCGACUCUUCGAAGAACACGCCACGCCGUGUUUCUAACAUGGUCAAACAUUACAAUAUUCGUACGGUAACCGCCCAUGUUCAUGAAACAAACGAAGAAGCUUUGGCCUGGUAUGUUGCUCGUGGCUUCGUCGUCGAAGACGGUGUUCUUGAGGGUUACUACCGUCGCUUGACCCCGGGAGGCGCAAGAGUAGUGAGACUCGACUUGAGCUGGGAAGACGAAGAUGAUAGUGUUGCAGAAGACGACGUCAACGCCGGAAACGACGAUGAAGAUUGGGAGAAGGUGGAGGUGCAUGAUUUAAACACCGGCGAGAAACUAGAUGAUUAUCAGCAGAUCAGCCGCAGCUCCGUCGACGAGCUGGAGGCCGGACGAGAGAGUGUCAAGAGAGUGCGAAGAGAGUAA
Molecule: messenger RNA, 1095 nt
Organism: Arthroderma uncinatum
Lineage: Eukaryota; Fungi; Ascomycota; Eurotiomycetes; Onygenales; Arthrodermataceae
Exons: 1
Coding region: 1-1095 (364 amino acids)
Biological process (GO): mitotic sister chromatid cohesion
Cellular component (GO): NatA complex
Source: RefSeq, a predicted model, not a curated record